AUGGCAACAUAUCUGGAGUUUAUUCAACAAAACGAGGAACGAGAUGGUGUGCGUUUCAGUUGGAAUGUGUGGCCGUCUAGCCGCCUUGAGGCUACAAGAAUGGUUGUCCCCCUGGCAUGUCUACUCACUCCCUUAAAAGAACGUCCAGAUCUACCUCCAGUACAAUAUGAACCUGUACUUUGUAGCAGGCCAACUUGUAAAGCAGUUCUCAAUCCACUUUGUCAGGUUGAUUAUCGAGCUAAGCUUUGGGCUUGUAAUUUUUGUUUUCAAAGAAAUCAGUUUCCUCCAGCAUAUGCAGGCAUAUCUGAGAUGAAUCAGCCUGCAGAAUUGAUGCCCCAGUUUUCUACAAUUGAGUACAUAGUGCAGCGAGGGCCUCAGACACCCUUGAUUUUCCUCUAUGUUGUUGAUACAUGUCUGGAAGAAGAAGACCUUCAAGCUCUAAAAGAGUCCCUGCAGAUGUCCUUGAGCCUUCUUCCCCCAGAUGCUCUGGUGGGUCUAAUCACCUUUGGUAGAAUGGUGCAGGUUCAUGAAUUGAGUUGUGAAGGAAUUUCAAAAAGUUAUGUCUUUCGAGGAACCAAGGAUUUGACUGCAAAGCAAAUACAGGAUAUGUUAGGUCUUACCAAGCCAGCUAUGCCUGCCCAGCAAACAAGACCUGUUCAGCCACAGGGACAACCUUUUAUUUCAAGCAGGUUUCUGCAGCCUGUUCAUAAGAUUGACAUGAACCUGACUGAUCUUCUUGGAGAAUUACAAAGGGACCCAUGGCCAGUAACUCAAGGAAAAAGACCCUUGAGGUCCACUGGGGUUGCUUUGUCCAUAGCUGUUGGCUUGUUGGAGGGCACUUUUCCAAAUACGGGAGCCAGAAUUAUGUUGUUUACUGGAGGCCCACCCACUCAAGGACCUGGCAUGGUAGUUGGAGAUGAAUUGAAGGUUCCCAUUCGUUCCUGGCAUGACAUAGAGAAAGACAAUGCACGUUUUAUGAAAAAGGCAACCAAACACUAUGAAAUGCUUGCAAAUCGUACUGCCACAAAUGGUCACUGUAUUGAUAUUUAUGCCUGUGCCCUUGAUCAAACUGGUCUCCUGGAGAUGAAGUGUUGUACAAAUCUUACUGGUGGUCACAUGGUGAUGGGAGAUUCCUUCAAUACUUCUCUCUUCAAGCAAACAUUCCAAAGAGUUUUUAGUAAAGACUUUAAUGGAGAUUUUCGAAUGGCAUUUGGUGCUACUUUGGAUGUUAAGACUUCUAGAGAAUUGAAGAUUUCAGGAGCAAUUGGUCCAUGUAUAUCUCUAAAUGUGAAAGGGCCAUGUGUGUCAGAAAAUGAAUAUGGCAUUAGUGGCACUAGUCAAUGGAAAAUCUGUAGUCUGGAUCCCACAUCAACUCUUGGCAUCUACUUUGAAGUGGUCAAUCAGCACAAUGCACCAAUACCUCAAGGAGGCAGAGGAGCAAUUCAGUUUGUUACCCAGUAUCAACAUUCCAGCACCCAGAGACGAAUCCGAGUGACCACCGUUGCCAGAAAUUGGGCAGAUGCACAGAAUCAGCUCCAGCAUAUAGAAGCUGCUUUUGACCAAGAAGCUGCUGCAGUAUUGAUGGCCCGGCUUGGAGUGUUCAGAGCUGAAUCAGAAGAGGGACCUGAUGUUCUUCGAUGGCUAGACAGGCAGCUAAUCAGACUAUGUCAGAAGUUUGGACAGUAUAACAAAGAGGACCCAAAUUCUUUCAGAUUAUCAGACUCAUUUUCCUUGUAUCCUCAGUUCAUGUUCCAUCUUCGAAGAUCCCCAUUUCUUCAAGUGUUUAAUAACAGUCCAGAUGAAUCAUCUUAUUAUCGACAUCAUUUUGCCAGACAAGACUUGACCCAGUCUCUCAUCAUGAUCCAGCCUAUUCUUUAUUCUUAUUCUUUCCAUGGUCCACCUGAGCCAGUACUUUUGGAUAGCAGCAGCAUUCUAGCUGACAGAAUUCUACUGAUGGAUACCUUUUUCCAAAUUGUCAUCUAUCUUGGUGAGACUAUAGCCCAGUGGCGUAAAGCUGGCUAUCAAGAUAUGCCUGAGUAUGAAAAUUUCAAGCAUCUUCUUCAAGCUCCAUUAGAUGAUGCUCAGGACAUCCUACAGACGCGAUUCCCAAUGCCAAGAUACAUCAACACUGAACAUGGAGGUAGUCAGGCUCGGUUCCUCUUGUCCAAAGUGAAUCCAUCUCAGACACACAAUAAUUUGUAUGCUUGGGGACAGGAAUCUGGAGCCCCAAUAUUAACAGAUGAUGUUAGCCUGCAAGUUUUCAUGGAUCAUUUGAAGAAAUUGGCAGUGUCCAGUGCCUCCUAAAUUGAGAAAGUCAGCAUAUUAAGGAAGGAGACAGUAACCAGACUAUGUUCAUAGCUAUUGGAAAUAUUUACUACAUUCCUCUUUACUGUGAGAUUUUAAGAUGUCAUCAUGUGCCAUAUACAUUUAAAAGAAGGUUUUUUUACGUAGUCUUUUUGAUUUUUAAUUUAUUUGUACUCUUUUAACUUUGUCUAUUUUCUCAUGACUAAAAUGUAGUCCAUUGAUGUUUUGGAACUUAUAGAUCUUUAACAGCUUUCUUUAUCCUAACAUUAUAGUAAUCUGUAUAAACUAUGGGAAACCUUUGGUAACUCUCUCAGAUGAAGGCAUAAUGGUCAUGAAGAAAAUAAACUGGAUGGGGAGAGUAGCUAAAAGCUUAUUUUAGCUAAAAAGGUGUAAUGGAAAA
Messenger RNA from Gracilinanus agilis (Agile Gracile Mouse Opossum), 2704 nucleotides. RefSeq names its product SEC23 homolog B, COPII coat complex component (gene SEC23B). Gene Ontology annotation, cellular component: COPII vesicle coat; endoplasmic reticulum exit site. Gene Ontology annotation, molecular function: zinc ion binding; GTPase activator activity. Gene Ontology annotation, biological process: intracellular protein transport; COPII-coated vesicle cargo loading; COPII-coated vesicle budding. The record is from RefSeq and is a predicted model, not a curated record. Bases 1 to 2304 code for a protein of 767 amino acids. Lineage: Eukaryota; Metazoa; Chordata; Mammalia; Didelphimorphia; Didelphidae. The transcript is spliced from 19 exons.